Molecule: messenger RNA, 8800 nt
Organism: Nematostella vectensis (starlet sea anemone)
Lineage: Eukaryota; Metazoa; Cnidaria; Anthozoa; Actiniaria; Edwardsiidae
Product: protein dopey-1
Exons: 27
Coding region: 463-7833 (2456 amino acids)
Biological process (GO): Golgi to endosome transport
Cellular component (GO): endosome; trans-Golgi network
Source: RefSeq, a predicted model, not a curated record
UGCUGCCAAGAUGGCGGACGCAGAACGGUAUACAAAUCGAACACAACAUCGAAUUUAGUAACCUGGGAUAGAUCUCGAACUAUAUGCAAACAGAACGUGGGGUUUGAAGCAGCAUUAUUGGAAUUUUUGAAUGAACGAAAUUGGUAGUCGUUAAAUAGGCUGAUCUUGAAAUUCUCUUUAUUUAUGAAACGAAUUUUUGGAUGAACGACCUUGCUUAGUAAGCAAACUGCUGGAAAUGCUAAACAUUUUAUAGAAAGGAGAGGACAAUUCCAAAGAGAUACGAGAUCCAGUGCUCAUAAACAAAAAAUAUGGGCUAAACAUGGACACUUCAAUGUGGAAAGCAACCCAGAAUUUCAGGAUUAUCAUUAUGCUUUCCACGUAGCCGAAUUCUUGUUAUUCCGUCUAUUUGUUUACAAGCGCUAUUUCACUGUCUGGGCGAGGAUUGUGCUUUAGAUCUGCAUAAUGAAUAACGAAGAGUUGGACUUGUUAUCCGACUCCAAGUAUCGUCAGUUUAUUUCUGCUGUGGACAAAGCACUUAAGAGUUUUGAAUAUUCUAGUGAAUGGGCCGAUUUGAUAUCCGCUUUGGGCAAAUUAAAUAAGGCAUUACAAGGCCAUCCAAAAUUCAAGGCAAUCCCAAGAAAGCUAACAAUCGGCAAACGGUUAUCACAAUGUACACACCCCGCCCUACCAAGUGGUGUACACCUAAAGGCAUUAGAGACAUACGACUUGAUAUUCAAGCGACUUGGAAAGAAAGGUCUUGGACAAGAUUUGUUCAUCUACGGUGCUGGCUUGUUCCCCCUUCUUGGAAAUGCCGCCAUGUCAGUCAAGCCUGUUCUGAUGGGGCUAUACGAGGAACACUUCCUGUCACUGGGCAAAGCCCUGUUACCAGGGUUACAGGGCUUGUUGCUAGGGCUGUUGCCAGGGAUUGAGGAAGGGUCAGAAUACACUGAAAGGACAAUAUCACUUCUGGAGGCCAUUAGCCAUAACACUGACAGACCUGCCUUCUACACGUGUCUUUGGAGCUGCUUUUUGUCCAGCUCUUCCGUUCGCUUACCUGCCGUCACCUUCAUUCUCUCACGACUUAGCCGGAAAACUUCACUGAAUAAAGACUACAUCCUGGGCGAUGAUAUACCUCUUAUGAUUGAAUCAGUCUGCACCUCCUUAGCCGACAGCAGUGUUCUAGUACAGCGGUCUCUUCUGGAAUUCCUUCUCACCUUUCUGCCCAUGGAUACAACUCUAAUAGACUCCAAAGACAAAGUCAAACUAGUGGCCUCGGGGCUAGGGGUCCUCCUACGUAGGGACAUGUCUCUCAAUAGGCGUUUGUACUCCUGGCUUCUAGGCCCUGAUGCCGACCGGGACUCUGGCCUCUCAAGGGGGGAUAACAUGUGCAGUGGUGACGAACAAGAGGACUCAAAAUUCUCAUUCUUUUCUAUUCACUCUAAACACCACACUAUAGAAGCUCUUAAGUCGUUAUUCCGCGAUCAUGGUGGGGGAUCGGCGAAUACUUCAAAUGGCGCCAAGCGGUCGAACGCGCUUCGGCCGUUUCGAAUUCUUAUCAGUCUGCUUGAUAGACCAGAAGUUGGGAGUGCAAUUCUCGAGGAUGUAUUGAUUGAAGUGUUCAGGGCCUUAUAUGUGCAAUGUAAGGUUAUUAAAGAGAAAACGCCGAUAGAAGAACUCGGGAGUUACGAAUCGAUAGAGAGCCUCACAGCAGAGUUCGAGAAUCCUUCCUCUUCGUCGUCAAAGACUAAAUUAACGGACGAAGUAGUGAAGACAGCUAACUUGUUAUUCAACGCGUUUGAGCCUUACUUUAUGUGGGAUUACCUAUCGAAGCUUUUAUCAGAUUGCGAGGUUUCUGAGGAACAGGAAACGGAAGCGGACUCGACGCUUUGUGAAACGGAAGGGAAAUGCUCGAGAUUAGCGUCCAGUCUUCCGACGACUACGUGUUCGGAGAUUUUCCGUUUGACAGAUUUUCUACUUGACAUUGUUGCCUUGGAAGCGGACGUUGAGACGCAGACGGAGCACUGGCCCGAGCUCCUCCGCCGUAUCACCAUGGAGAUGACGUCACGAUGCGAAAUGAUGUCACUGUCAGAGGUCCGUGAAGGAAUCUGUCUUUGCUCCAAGCUUUUAUCCAAGGUCAUGCCUUCCAUGAAGACUAUCGAUAGCUCGCGCCCUCCCUCCCGACCCACCUCCGUAGCUUCGGAUAAAGAGAGCAUUGUCGGGAGAGACAUGGGAGAGAGCGCCGACGCAGAAGCAAUCGAGUCGGAGAGGGUAAGGGGUGAUGCGCGUGUUAUACAAGUGGCGAGGAUUACGCAGGGGGAGGAGGAUUUGAGAGGGUGGAGUGUUGUGGACUUGAGGAAACGCCUCGAGAAUUAUGGGAAUGCGGAUGAUGACGGGACUUGUAAUGUGAAAGAUGGGAAAUCACGUGAUGAAACACAUGACGGUUCAUGUGACGAGUCCGACGUAUCACAUGAUGGGUCACGUAAUAUGUCCCGUGAUAGUUUAAGCGAGUUGGACAGGUCACGUGACAGCAUUGACGGGGAACGUAUCGAAAAUGGAACAUCAAAUUGCGAAAUGGCAGAACGCGAAAAUGCAGACGAGAUUCUUGACAAAACGAGAAUCAAGAAACUGGGCGAUUCUAAGCCUGGAUCAAGUGAUAUUGACGAUUAUUCCAAAUUGAAGAAAUCUAAACAGAGUCUUGCUGAUGCAGAUGACAAUGACGGUGGCCCUAAUGAUAAUGAUGGUGAUGACAAUGAUGACGAUGAUGAUGACAAUUAUGGUGACUGGAAUGAAUUCCAGGAAUCCGACAAACCACAAUACACUCUUGAGCAGUUCACAGAACUUGGUAACGACGACACUUUUAUCAACGAGCCGUGCGCCGAGGAUCAAGUCAUCCCAGAUUCUCAAAGACACGUCUUCCAGCCAUCCCUCAUCCAGUCAUGCGUGGCAUAUUUCCAAGCGUUUUACGCGGAGUUCGUGGAACAGCGGGUUCUAAGAUACGCGAAUGUUCUCACUUCGCCAACCAAGUCGCGAAAAGACCAAGUCAUUGAUACAGAUUACAUGUUGGAUGAAAUUCUUUAUGGGGAGGAUUUUCUGCUAAAAAGACGCACUAGCACCACGCACGAGCGGUCCUCUACCCAUACUGGACCAAUAUCGAAGUGUGAUCGUGUUGGGCCCAUAUUGGAUCAGUUAUUGGAUGGUGUAGAAUCUCCCAUAUUGGAUCAGCAUGGGUGUAUUCUCUGCGCUGAAGCGUUCGCCGCCGCGUGUAAACUGCUGGUUGAGCUUUCGUGCUUCCCUGUUUACUGCACCCAUGAGAGGAAGUUCCUGGAUACUGACAAGAAGGAAGCAGAUCGCUUACCCGAAUGGCUUCGUGCCCUUGUCUUGUGUUGCUACCAAGUAGGGAACUUCGACAUCCAGAGUUCUGCCAUCAGUACUCUCCUAGACCUCAUCAAUUUGACGCUGUCUGUGACCCCUACACGACGCGAUGAGAGUCCUAGCGCUACUGUAGCCGUGGUGGUUAUCCCAAUGAUAUCACACGAACACCUCAAUGUUAUAGAGCAUUCUGCAGUCUAUCAGAUUAUUGCUGAAAGUCUGUGGGCUCGUCUGAGACCAGCGGCCACUCGCCACCAACAGCGAAUCGUGGAACUGUUCCUUCAGCUGCACAGCCUCACUCCCAUGCCUUCGCUUUGCACCAACAUAAUCGGCAGCUCACUAUCAGAAAACGCCAAGGAAGCGUGCCUGGUCGGCCACUGGAAGUUUGCUGUCUUUUGGCACAUUUCCAGGAAUGUCGUGGUACAAGAUUCUGGUCGGACGUCAAGGCUUGGUGACGUCAGACCCCUCGACAGGGCUUUAUUUCUGAUGCUUGAUGGCUUGGAAAGCAGCGAACCGGAAAUCAGAGUGGUUACCAAGCAAUGGUUGACGCAUGCGCUCCAGCAAGGUGACCUUGGUCGGUUAGUUGACCCCUUGCUGUUGCUCCUACUACACCCCGCAACCGCACGCGUCUCCGUCCACCACGCAUGCGCAACUGAUUCCAAGAAAAUCCGUCAAGGAAACGCCAGCGAAGAUGAUCCCACCCCCGAAGACGAUAGACGUAAUUCAAGCGAGACACAGGACAGCACGAGCAAAAAUCGCCGCGAAUCUGACUCCGCCAUCAGUGGCCUGGAAACUAGUGAAGCCAGCGAGGUCACUCACCCAGAGGCUAAUGAAAAUGAUGACGAGGAGACUGGAGUCGAAAAUGAAAAUGAGGAGAAACGACGUUUAGCAACGAUCAAAUACCUCCGAGGUAUUUCCACUAAAACCUACGUCGAAAAAAACCCGGAGAAAAAAGCCCCACCCCCAUCGGACCACGCCCCUAAGCCUCAAGUGCACCCCUUGGAUCAGCACAAGUUAGUGUACGUGCUGAGGUAUGACUGGAAGCUGACUCUCUACGCCUUCAAUACCAUCUUGUCAGUGCUGAGAAGUGCACCCCAUCAGUUCGUCUGCGCGGCCUCAGCCCACAGUGUCAGCUCCUCCAACACACCACACCAGGUGAAAAUGAAGGAGCUUCUUGCUCGUCACAGGAAAUGUCUGCUGGGGAAAGGCUUCUACGGGCCUCUUUACGACUCACCUACCGCUAGCGCUCCAGGCCAGUCGCCCACGCGUCAGAAUGUGGGCCCGCUUCUCUACCUCAGGCCCAACACGAGCAAGUACCUGGAGAUCCUAAUCUCAGUCUGCCUAUACUUCAUACGGAGCGAGUACGGCGUGGGACUGGACCGAGACGCCGCUGACGUGGACGGAAAUGCACAGGUCCAAAUGACCAGUGCGGAGGUGCUGACGUCAAUUGUCUGGCAGCUCGUGGAAGUUGUUCGUGAGACUGGCGCCGGCUUCGGACCUUUUAUCAGCGACUUGUUUACACGAUGUAAGGUACAGAAGGCCCUGCUACACUGCUUGGUGUCCACGCUGUACGAGAGAACGGGGAUCAACGUACCUACCGCCGGGGCUGAUAACGGACCACACCUUAAGCGCAUUGACGGCGGGAAGACGGCUUCACAGCUACGAGGGUUACAGGUUAAGCUGCUAAAGCUUCUUCAGGCGAUAUUCGUCCUGGAAAGCAACAUCGAACUUUCAGAAUCGAUCACCAAUGACAGCAUCACUAACGUACCAGCAAGCCCCGCGAAACUAGAAAGCGAGUCCACGAUACAUCAGUCCGCUCAGCGGUACAUUCCAGGCCGGACACUGGCGCGACAGAGCAUGCUCCUAUCAGCGGUAUUACACGGGCUCAAGUACGACGACUAUGACCUGCAUCACGAGUGGUUGCAGUUCGUGAUCACGUGUUUGCCUCACAUGAAGGGCUCGCUGAGCACGUGGGUAGUGCGUGUUACCGAGCAAGUAGGGCGCAUGCUCGAGUUUCAGACGACCGCUUAUCAGCCUUUGUGGAAACACGGGAAAACUGGCAAGGAUCAAAUCCAAUCAAUGCCUUCGCUGCCACCUGACUACAUCGCUUCGCUCCUUGAGCACAUCGGUACGAUCUGCCACUUUUGCCUCCUGGACGGCGCUCCUUCAUCCCCAGGUCUUUCUCUCCUUCCUCGCACCACACCCUUCCCAUCAACCACCUCGGCCGCGCAAUCAGACACUAGCCAAUCAGGUAGCAGCUCGUCCCAGAUCUUCAGCAACUUGCUCCAUGCCUUCUCGGUCCAGAGUGCCCCAUCGAGUCUGGUAGCGAGUGUAGACGGGCCCAAACCCCUCCUAGGAGCACGCGAGGGUCUUCUGAGUAUACUGCCAUCUUUGUUGUCAGCGGUGUUUACUGUGUGGAAUGCGUGGAGCCCACAAACUUUUGAGACAACAGGACAGCGGUUGCCGUCUGAGAGCUAUCUCUACCUCAUCGGUACUCCAAAGAUGGUCCGACACCACGUGAUGCAGUUGCUAACGCCGGUUGCUAUGCACCACACCAUCGUGUUCCUGGCCUCCCUGGCAGAUGUCUGGCACCAGAGACGCCGAGGUGACAGCCAGGUACAGACGGCAAACAAGACCAGCAAAGUCGUGGUCCCACAGAUAUCUGAAGAGCAAGUGGUCGUGGUCGACAUCGUAUACGGUCUAAAGGCACUAUCGUUUGACAACACCAUCGACAACAUCAAGCAGAUAGUUCGUCAAGUGGUCACAAACAAGGACAAGAGUACUGUCACGCACACUGGGCUGGAGGUGAACAUUCUCCAGUUCUUUUACUACUACAUGCAGCGAGCCACGCAAAGUCAGCUGACCAACUCACGCGGAUCACUGAUAUCGCUGAUGAAGGAAGGACUACAGCUGAACCAGCCCCCCGCUCUCUUUUUGAUGCUGGUGAUACUGCAGUCUUAUGUACAGCGGUUACCCCUCCAAGAGGACAAGAAGGCUAGAAAAGAGCUUCAGGACAUCACGCAGCGACUCAUCGAAGCGUGCAACACGGUCGCAGGCUCCUCACUCGAGAAAGCUGCCUGGUUGAGCCGCAGUCUCGCAGUUAUUCCACAAAUAGAGUCCAGUCCAGACCAAUCCAGCGCUGUCGAGUCCGAGUUUUCCGAGCUCUCCGAGUCUGAGCCUUCAGUGCAGCCUCUAGUUGCCGGCGCUAGCAGCGGCAGUCACUAUAGUACCCAAGCCCUCACAGUGCUCUCGGAAGUUCUUGCGUCUCUUUUGGAUAUGGUAUUUGGAAGCGAGGAGAAAGAUCGCGUGACAACCAUACUGACUAGCGUGAUGUACAACGUCACGCCGUAUAUGAAGAAUCACGGGCCUCGGAACGUGCCCAACUUCCGCGCCUGCUGUGCUCUCGUGUCGGCGUUAAGCGGUUAUCAGUACAUGCGUCGCGCAUGGCGUAAAGAAGUGAUGGAGCAGGUACUCGACCCAGUCUUUUUCCAGAUGGACAUCACGUGCAUCGCUAGCUGGCGAACGAUUAUCGACAACUUGAUGACGCAAGACCGAACGUCAUUCAAGGACCUCAUGGCCAAGGUCGCAGGUUUCGGUCAGAGCGCUGCUAUCAAUAUCUUUGCAAACAAAGAACAGGAAAUCGAGCAGCGCGCAAGUCUACUAAAGAAGUUAGCUUUCGCCAUCUUCUGCUCCGAGACGGACCAGUAUCAAGACUGCCUCCCAGAGAUACAAGAACGGCUAGCGGAAAGCCUUAGACUUGCACAGGUCCCCGUCCUCCACGAGCAGGUGUUCUUAGCCCUACGUGUACUACUUCUGCGCAUGUCACCUCAGCAUCUGACGUCAUUAUGGCCGGUCAUGGUGUCCGAAGUCGUCCACGUACUGCUGCAGAUGGAGUCCGACUUGUCGUCCGAGGGAAAGUCCACCUCAAGCCAGCGUUUGAUGACGUCAGAGGCACUUUUUGGUAAUAACGUUGUGCAUAACGUUACGUACAGCCAAGACAAGUGGCUUGGUCUCUACCUUGCUGCCUGCAAGCUGCUGGACCUCGCUCUGUGUCUGAGCAGCGAAGCACUGCCUCACUUCCAGAUGUACCGCUGGGCUUUUGAAGGCGGGGAUUCAAAUGCUACCAUGGUUACCAGAAGCUCGAACGGUGAUAGCAAAGCCGAGAAAAUCUCAGUUUUCAAGCCCCACAUUGCACGGCUCUGGAAGCUUCUGCGCAAGCGGUCACGACGGACAGCGGACGACAUUGAUAACCUCCUGCGCGCGCCGGACCGUCCAUUGUUGACAAUGUACCAGAUCAAAUCAAUGGACCAGCUGCUGCCGUUCUUUCGCUGUCUUGUCAAGGCCAAGUUUGGAGGGCUCGUGGUGGCCUGUGGGGACAAACCCAAGAAGAAAACAAAUCAGGGGAGGUUCCUGAUAGAGAGAGUUGUCGAGAGAGACUUCCUAGAGCCCCUCGUUAUGGAAUAGUCAUUGAGGGGGAUGGGGGCAAGAUGAAAUACGCGCAGCGCAGGGGAGCCCCCUCUUGGUAGAGAGUGUUGUUGGAAGAUACUUCGUGGAGCCAUUUGUAUGGACCUUCUGUCCAGGGGGGGGGGGGGGAUAAAAUACGCAGGGAAGGUCCCUGAUAGAGUUGUCAAAAGAGACUUUCUUGGGCCACUUGUUAUGUUCAAGGUGGGGCUCAAGAAGAAUAAGAUGUUUCGGAAUCUGGUACGGAUAUUUUUAAUCAAAUUUUAGUAGGGGCGCGCACCUGGUCUAAGUCGUCAUUCCCGCUAGAACUUCUCGAUUGAAAAGCUUCAUAACAAUAAGAAAAAAAAAAUCGAAAUUAAGUUUGAAAUAAUUGUUGUCUAACAACACAUAUAGUGAAAAGACAACUAAAUUAUGACCGCAUUGACUUAGCCCAGGUAUGCUCGAGAAUGUAGGCGACUUGAUGCCUUGAAAGUUGUUGCAGACAACAUUGUCUGGGGAGGGGGGGCGGUAAAAUAUCAGAGGGUGGGUGGGGGUGAGCUUUAGUUCUUGGGGUGCACUUUUGUAUUAGGCUGCGAUUCUCUAUACAAGUAAAUUUAUAAAUGGUCAAGUCCCACCGACCAGUCUUUUUUGCGUUCUUUUAUAUUGCUGGACAUGUAAAGAAUACUGAUAACCAGUUCUGGUUUUAUUAAAAGCACAAAGGAGUAGUUGUAGUUGUUCAUAGAUAGAUAAUUCCAAAUUUUGGCAAAAAUGAUACAAGAAGAAUGACAGUAUAUAUACAUUUUUGUUUUAGCUCCUUAGUGCUAAAAUUAUUUAUUUAUGUAAUAUCUUCAUUAAUUACAAUGUUCUGUUUACCAGGGAAAUACUAUAAACACUCAAAACAGACGAGCACUAGAUUUAUAAUUUUCGGAGUUAAUGCCUUUUGGUAGGUGUGUAUUUGGAAUAAGAAUUAAUAAAACAAUGUUUAGCAGCG